This is a messenger RNA of Phodopus roborovskii (desert hamster), 455 nucleotides long. RefSeq names its product small VCP interacting protein (gene Svip). Gene Ontology annotation, cellular component: endoplasmic reticulum membrane. The record is from RefSeq and is a predicted model, not a curated record. Gene Ontology annotation, biological process: positive regulation of autophagy; negative regulation of retrograde protein transport, ER to cytosol; negative regulation of VCP-NPL4-UFD1 AAA ATPase complex assembly. Lineage: Eukaryota; Metazoa; Chordata; Mammalia; Rodentia; Cricetidae. The transcript has 4 exons. The coding region runs from base 44 to 274 and encodes 76 amino acids.
UGAAGACCCUGACCCAGGCCCGGGAGUGCCAGUGUCCCUCCCCAUGGGGCUGUGCUUCCCGUGUCCCGCGGAGUCCGCCCCGCCAUCCCCGAGCCCGGAAGAGAAAAGAGCAAAGCUGGCAGAGGCAGCAGAAAGAAGGCAGAAAGAGGCUGCAUCUCGGGGGAUUUUGGAUAUUCAAUCAGUGGAGGCAAAGAGGAAGAAGAAAGAACAGCUCGAAAAGCAGAUGGAAUCAUCGGGGCCACCAGCAGGUGGACUGAGGUGGACGGUGUCAUGAAACAUUGCCUACUGCGGGAGAGUCAUGCCACUAACUCCAGCAUCUGCAGUGGGACGGAGCUCAGCUGAGUGUUUCUUCUUCCCACUGAUGGAGAGCUAGACUUUGUAUCGUUAGUGCUCUUGAGAGCAGUGUGUGAAAACCAUACUAAAAAUAUUGGUAAAAUUUUUGAUUUUCAAACUUA